CGAACACCAUAUUUCUUCCAUUCUAGUCUUUCCCGAUCAAAAAGUUAGCCAAAAAGGUGAGUGGUGUGGCGCACAUCACAGUCCUUGCUUGCAACAACCCCAAUUUCUCAUUCCAAGCCAUUCAGACAACACCAUGGCCGAGGAACUAGUAUCAGAAGCUCUCAAAGAGCCCAUUCCCAAUCCAACAAGCGAGGAGCAGCUGGAAAAUGAAGAAGAUGACUUCGACGAUAUCUUCGAGGACGACGACUUCGACCUGGACGGCCCCGAGGGCAGGUCGUUCAACCGACAGACAGCCAGCGGGCCCGCAGGCGCAGGCGCGGCCUCGAGAUCGAGCAAACCCACGGCGAACACACAGGCGAACGUCGACGACCAAAUAUCGGCCCUCUCGAAGCACGCCGCCAAGAUCCGCCUCGACGACGUCAAGCAGACCCAGGACCGCGACAAGGACAAGGCCGACCGCGCCACGAGCGAGCUCGUGCUGGACCAGCGCACGCGCAUGAUCCUGCUGCAGCUCAUCAACCGCGGCGUCGUCUCCGAGAUCCACGGCGCCAUCAGCACCGGCAAGGAGGCCAACGUCUACGGCGCCGUGCUGCACCCCGACGACGGCUCCGAGCCCGCGCAAAAGGCCAUCAAGAUCUACAAGACGGCCAUCCUGGUCUUCAAGGACCGCGAGAGGUACAUCACCGGCGAGCACCGCUUCAAGGGCGGCUCCGAGAAGGGCAACAACAGGAAGAUGGUCAAGCUGUGGGCCGAGAAGGAGUUCCGCAACCUGAGGAGGAUACACUCCGCCGGCAUCCCCUGCCCGGAGCCCAUCUCGCUCAAGCUGCACGUGCUGGUCAUGGACUUCCUGGGCGACAGGAAGGGCUGGGCGUACCCACGGCUUCGGGACGCCCAGGUCUCGAGCGACGACGAGUGGAGGGACCUCUACGUCCAGCUGCUCGGCCUGAUGAGGCGCAUGUACCAGGUCUGCAGGCUGGUCCACGCCGACCUGAGCGAGUACAACAUCCUCUACCACGACCAGACGCUGUACAUCAUCGACGUGUCGCAGAGUGUCGAACACGACCACCCCCGGUCCCUCGAGUUCUUGCGCAUGGACAUCAAGAACGUAGGCGAUUUCUUCCGGCGCAAGGGCGUCGACACCCUGGCAGACCGCACAGUUUUCGACUUCAUCAUCGAGUCACAAGGACCGGUCGAGGGGGCCGAGAUGAAGCACACCGUCGACCUGCUCUACCAGUCGAGGCCCGCGGUCGCCGACGAUGACCAGGCCGCCGCGGAGCAAGAAGUCGACAACGAGGUGUUCCGGAACCAGUACAUCCCGCAGACGCUCGAGCAGGUGUACGACAUCGAGGCAGACGGGCGGAAGCUCGGCACAGGGGAGGGCGACUCCCUGGUCUACAAGAACCUCCUUGCCGACCAGGUCGUCCUUUCCAAGGACGCCCCAGAUGAUGCUGCGCAAGGUAGCGCCGACUCGGAUGACGAUUCCGACGACGGCGCAUCAUCAGGCGGGAGCGGAAGCGAGGCCGGCGAAGGCGAUGGUCGCCCACGUGGAAAGAGGUUCCUGGACAAGGACGAGAAACGGGCCCAUAAACAAGCGGUCAAAGAGGAGAAGCGCGAGAAGAGGAAAGAAAAGAUGCCAAAAUCUGUAAAGAAGAAACUGGUAAACUCAACAUCCAGAAGAAAGAAAUAGACAAGUCAGCCUGCUCCCAGCAGCCUGCCUACUUUGUCAUCAACGGACAUUGCCCCAAUAUCACCCUUUUCAUGUCCGAGUCGUGACACAGGAAUGCAGCACUCGGAUGAAGAAGCCAAAAACUACUGGGACAGGCUUGUUUCGGAGCGUUCCGACCCCCGAGGAGGAACAUCUGAACUUGCCUGAUCCUGGGUCUGACGGUCUUUCGAGGCCGGUUGAUGACCAAAGAGAGCCCUGACGAUGUGUUGCUUCCAUUGAAAUCACCGCGCCCCCCCCCCUUCUCAUUUUCUACUUGUUGCUGCACCUAGCGUGCAAUAAAGCCUGGAAAGAGGCACGAAAACAGUCAGGCUUCAGGCCUUUUUACUCGUUACAGUGACGGGCCACCCCCAUUCCAAUCAUUUCCCACCUUCUCAUGCCUUGUUUUGUCUCGACAAUAAUUCAAUCACGAAGACAUAGAAAGUCAUUGAGAUCGGGGGUCCUGGUACCUUUUCUAUUCCGAGCUCAAGUUCUGCACUCAGCAUGACAGCGUCAUCCCGCCAUCCAGGACCAGCCCGGUCCCAGUUGUAAAACUGGACCUCGGACUGCACAGGAAGAUGACGGCAUCAGCUGCCUCCUCCGGCCUCCCCAGGCGUUUCAUUGGUAUCGUAGCCAGCAGGGCCUCCUCCAGGCCUGGAGCCACGUCUGUUGCGCGCCGGGUCAUCGGGGUGUCUGUCCAGGUGGGGCAGACGCAGUUGACCCGGAUAUUGUUGGGUGCGUUAUCCAGCGCUGUGGUUUUGUCAGUCACCCAGUUGGUAUAUACAGAGGAUCACAGGAUGACGGAAAGGAAAAGUGACCUACCAGCAGUCUUGGUUAUUCCGAGGAUGGCAUGCUUGCAAGAGGUGUAUUGACUAAUCGGAAACGAACUCAUCAGCAAGCUCAACCACCAUAUAAACAAAUAAAUAAAUCAACCAUGAAACUUACACCAUGUUGGGGACUGCCAUGAAAGACGACACCGAUGCCAAAAUGACAAUGCUUCCUCGGCUGCUCCCCCGGGCAGGAUCACG
Messenger RNA from Diaporthe batatas, 2730 nucleotides. RefSeq names its product protein kinase RIO1. Gene Ontology annotation, biological process: maturation of SSU-rRNA. Gene Ontology annotation, molecular function: protein serine/threonine kinase activity; ATP binding. NCBI's taxonomy places the organism in Eukaryota, Fungi, Ascomycota, Sordariomycetes, Diaporthales, Diaporthaceae. The coding region runs from base 134 to 1687 and encodes 517 amino acids. The transcript is spliced from 2 exons. The record is from RefSeq and is a predicted model, not a curated record. Gene Ontology annotation, cellular component: preribosome, small subunit precursor; cytosol.